Messenger RNA from Equus quagga, 3008 nucleotides. Its product is annotated as mRNA decay activator protein ZFP36L1. The record is from RefSeq and is a predicted model, not a curated record. The coding region runs from base 152 to 1168 and encodes 338 amino acids. Gene Ontology annotation, molecular function: metal ion binding; mRNA binding. Lineage: Eukaryota; Metazoa; Chordata; Mammalia; Perissodactyla; Equidae. The transcript has 2 exons.
CGCGCCGCAGCCCGGGAGAGUCAGAAAGGCGAGGGGCGCCGGGAGCAGGCGUGUGGGACUCCUGACCGGAGAGCCGGAGGCUGCGCCUUCCCCGCACCGGGACCUUCGCGACACACCAGGUCUUCGUCCCUGCCCCGCGCGAGCGCCCAGGAUGACCACCACCCUCGUGUCUGCCACCAUCUUCGACUUGAGCGAAGUUUUAUGCAAGGGUAACAAGAUGCUCAACUACAGUACUCCCAGUGCAGGGGGCUGCCUGCUGGACAGGAAGGCGGUGGGCACCCCUGCCGGUGGGGGCUUCCCCCGGAGGCACUCAGUCACCCUGCCUAGCUCCAAGUUCCACCAGAACCAGCUCCUCAGCAGCCUCAAGGGUGAGCCGGCCCCAGCUCUGAGCUCUCGGGACAGCCGCUUCCGAGACCGCUCUUUCUCAGAAGGGGGCGAGCGGCUGCUGCCCACCCAGAAGCAGCCCGGGAGCGGCCAGGUCAACUCCAGCCGCUACAAGACCGAGCUGUGCCGCCCCUUUGAGGAGAAUGGUGCCUGUAAGUACGGGGACAAGUGCCAGUUUGCGCACGGCAUCCACGAGCUCCGAAGCCUGACCCGCCACCCCAAGUACAAGACGGAGCUGUGCCGCACCUUCCACACCAUCGGCUUCUGCCCCUACGGGCCCCGCUGCCACUUCAUCCACAACGCCGAGGAGCGCCGCGCCCUGGCCGGGGCUCGGGACCUCUCCACUGACCGUCCCCGCCUCCAGCAUAGCUUUAGCUUUGCUGGGUUUCCCAGUGCCGCUGCCACCGCUGCUGCCACAGGGCUGCUGGACAGCCCCACGUCCAUCACCCCUCCCCCCAUCCUGAGUGCAGAUGACCUCCUGGGCUCUCCCACCCUGCCUGAUGGCACCAAUAACCCCUUUGCCUUCUCCAGCCAGGAGCUGGCGAGCCUCUUUGCCCCUAGCAUGGCGCUGCCCGGGGGUGGCUCCCCGACCACCUUCCUCUUCCGGCCCAUGUCCGAGUCCCCCCACAUGUUUGACUCUCCCCCCAGCCCUCAGGAUUCGCUCUCGGACCAGGAGGGCUAUCUGAGCAGCUCCAGCAGCAGCCACAGUGGCUCAGACUCCCCCACCUUGGACAACUCAAGACGCCUGCCCAUUUUCAGCAGACUUUCCAUCUCAGAUGACUAAAGCAGGGUAGGGAGGGAGCCCCUGCCUACUCCACCCCCACCCAGCACCCACACCCCCUCCCCUUCCUUCCUCACCCACCCGAUUCCCAACAACCCCUACAUUAACAAGGUUAAGCUCAACCCCAUUCCCCCAGAACCUUGGAAUGCCCCCCCCUCCCCUUUUAACCCUCCCUAACAUAAGGACAAGUCAAUUUGUCAGUAGCUUCCUCUGGCUUGAAACCCUCUCCCCUCGAUUUUAUAGCCCACUUACCAUGCAUAACAGACAAGUCCCAUAUUUGUCAGUAGAUGCCUUUUUUUUCUGGCUUAAACCAUAAGUGCCAAAUCACAAAAGAAAAAGCAGUAACAGUUUACAGAAGCAACUUAGUGCCUUGUAAUCUAACUUUGUCACUGUGACUACAUUACCUCUUCAGCGCCAGAGGGCACCCGUGGGCCUCCCGGAGCCUCUGCCCAUGGGGAGGGGGAGGGGACCCAGAACCAGCAGCUCCCUCCGCUGGCCACACAACUGCACCUUCCCUUGUCCAGCCUCCCACACACGCCCUCCUCCCCUCCCCAGUGCCCCCCCCAACCCCCUGGGAGAGUUGUUGCCAGACUUGGGUUUUUGGGGAAGCCUAUCUUGACAUUCAAAACCUUUUUCUUCCCGACCCGAACUUCUGUUGACUAACCUGGCCUGGGUUCGCAUAGGUCUGCAGGAGGAAGACAAAAAGUGGACGAAGAUUGUGACAUAGUGGGACUUUAUGAUUUAACUUUUUUUUCUUUUUUUUUUUUUUUAAGUGGGGAGGAAGGGGAAGCUAGAUGGACUAUGAGAGACUUGAUUUUGGUGCUAAAGUUCCCCAGUUCAUAUGUGACAUCUUAAAAAAGAAAAAACAACAACAAAAAAAUGAGAGAAAAGCUAAAAAAAACAUGUAAGGGGUGAGCAGUUAAUGGUAUUCAUUCCACAUACAUACAGUAUCUGUAAAACGAUUUCCCGUAGAAGUAGCUUUAAUGGUUUUGCUCUAGAAUACCGUAGGUCUAUCCUUAGAGCACUCACGCCAUGCUUUUUUCCCUGGGUUUUAAAACUUCAUAUAACUUUCAGAAAUUGGAGAGCAAAAAUUUUGCUUGUCACUGCACAUCAAUAUAAAAAAGCUUAUUUAACUUAUCAAAACGUAUUUAUUGCCAAACUAUGCUUUUUUUUGUUAAUUUUGUUCAUAUUUAUCGGGAUGACAAAUCCAUAGAAUAUAUUCUUUUAUGUUAAAUUAUGAUCUUCAUAUUAAUCUUAAAAUUUUGUGACGUGUCUUUUUCCUUUUUUUCCACAGUUUUAAUAUAUUAUUCUUCAACGACAUUUUUUGUAACUUUACACUUUUUUUGGUUAUUUUAUUUUAAAAAAAUGAAAAAUUAAUUUAAAAAAAUGCAAAAAACUGUUGGAUUAUUUAUUUUAGAAAUUUCUCCCCUUUGUGUUGGACUGCAAAUUGAGUUUCUUUCUCUUUAGGCCUUUCACAACUAGGACUGAGAAUGUAUGUAAAAGUUCUGUGACAGUACAGAAGGAAAACAACUUUUUAUGUAUAGCUUCUAAAAGGGAAACAAACAAACAAAAGAAACCCUUUGACUUCCACGUGCCCAUCUCAAGACAUUCCGAUCGCAGAUUUGAGGUUUUGGAUUCCAGGUUUGGAGUUUUCCAACGUUAAUGCAAACAGAACUGGCACACACACACAUUAAGAUGAAUGUAAUUAUUAUUCCUCUUGCUGGUCACUACCGUUGCUUUCUAUUUCUCUUUCUUUGUGUGAAUUUAUUUAAAAGAAAAAAAAACUUUUUGUAACGACUAUUUGCAGUUUAAAAAUCAAUAAACCCCGUUUUUUCAAAAAACA